This is a messenger RNA of Dermacentor albipictus, 1093 nucleotides long. Its product is annotated as (3R)-3-hydroxyacyl-CoA dehydrogenase-like. The record is from RefSeq and is a predicted model, not a curated record. Gene Ontology annotation, molecular function: oxidoreductase activity. NCBI's taxonomy places the organism in Eukaryota, Metazoa, Arthropoda, Arachnida, Ixodida, Ixodidae.
ACGUAUAUACGGCGCUCUCAGUGAGUGUGGCAGCGCCAACGGGACAGGACAGCGCUUGGCGUUCAGCGGUUAACAUUUCUCGUGCGGCAAAAAAAAAAAUCAUGUCUUUCAGCGGACGCCUCGCACUGGUGACGGGUGGCGCAAGUGGCAUCGGUGCAACCGUCUGCCGAAUUCUGGCUGCCGAAGGCGUGACCAUGGUGGUCGCCGACAAGCAGCUCGAGGCUGCACGCCAAGUGGCCGAGUCCCUGCCAGGCGACGCCAAGCACCAAGCGAUCUACGUGGAUGUCGGCGACACGUCAUCGGUGGAGCAUCUAUUCAAGUGCAUCAGGGACUCGUAUUCUCAGCCGCUCAGCAUAGUCGUCAACUGCGCCGGCAUUCUCCCGAUGGCGCCUCUCGUCGACACCUCUGACGAACUCUUCGACAACGUCAUCAGAGUCAACUUGAAGGGUACAUUCCUGAUCAGCAGAGCCGCCGGUUGGGAGAUGAUACGCUCCGAGAAGGCGUUGCCCGAAGGAGGCGCUGCUAUCGUGAACGUGGGCAGCAUCUCAGCCAAAAGCGGUGGCUAUCUUUGCAGCGCGUACGCCGCUUCCAAAGCCGGAAUCGUGGCUCUGACGAAGUCGGCGGCUCAAGAGCUGGCCAGACACGGCAUCCGCUGCAACGUGGUGCUUCCCGGUUGGACGGACGCGCCCAUGACGGCUCCAGUAGUUGAAAGACACAGAGACAUUGCGAUAUCCCUGACGCCCCUUAAGAGGGCAGCCCAGCCGGAGGAGAUCGCCGAAGCCAUCAAAUUUCUGUGCUCGCCCACCGCCAGCUCAUUUGUGACGGGCGCCGCACUAGAAGUGACCGGAGGAUUCAGCAUGUGAACCUACGAUAAUUCCACAUCAGUGAAGUGAAUGUUAUCAGCUUGUAUACGCAGUUCACUGCAGAACAUCCGUCUCCGGUAGUGGCCAUUAAAACAGAACUAAGAGCAAAAUAUAAAGGUUGUCAUGCACUGUAGUUUUAGAAAGGAAGCAGGUAAAGAAUUAUAAAAUAUUAUUUCAAGUCACUUUCUUAGUGUAAGUUUUUUAAUGAUGUAAUAAAUUUCCAUUGAUUG